Messenger RNA from Protopolystoma xenopodis, 1233 nucleotides. Lineage: Eukaryota; Metazoa; Platyhelminthes; Monogenea; Polystomatidea; Polystomatidae. The record is from the annotation of a GenBank genome assembly.
AUGUAUCCCACCGACUCGUACGCCGGUGAAUACAAGAACGGUAUUCGCCAGGGUCUUGGUCUACGCACUUCCGUGCCUUACGGCGAGGUGAUCAACUUCUUUCCGGAGGAGGCGGCUGCAGCAGCAGAGAUGGCUCUGGCUGCAAAACGAAAAGCGGGAGAGGAGCAAUUCGCCAGCCUCUUUAGUGGAGGUCUUGGCAAUGGCGGAGGUGUGAAUGGAGGGCGAAUUAGCGCUGGAGUCACCAGGCGGGGCAGCUGGACGAGUCAGCGGUCCGGUGAUGCGAUCGGCCCCGAUGGAGAGCUCGAAGAGAUGGAAGAGCCAUACAGCAGUGAGUUUACGCCACCUCCUCUCUCAUUCAUACUACUUGCACUCAGUUCAAAUCGAGUCCCAGCUCUGAUGGUGCUCGUCAAUUGGGCGAACGAAAUUUCAACCAGUGUUUACCCAAGACAAGAGAGGAGGUCUUGUAGACUGCGUCAAUCUGAACGUUAUACCAAAGCCAGCAGGUUCGUCCAUUUGGGCAAAGUCUUCCUCGGUCAAGGGUCACCCGAUCCUGAUAAUUUACCAGUUGAACCCCGACCGGGCAGGUUUAUUCUACAUGGUGGUACGGCUCGGGACUCAGGAAUUCGGAGUCGUACCAUUUGAGAUUCCGAUUGUCCACCUCUUCUACUCUUCACCCCAGCUAAACCCCAUGUCCCCAAGCCCAGUGCCAGCGGCCUUGGUCCUGGUGCCAAUUCACUUCGGCUCUCGAGCAAAUUCAAGUGCGGCUUCGUUUUGUCCGGCCAGAAGAGUGAACUGUGGCUGCGACGCACGGCCAAGCUGACCGGCGGCCAGCGGGGCAGAGCCAGAUCGCUGUCGAACCUCUUCAGCAGCAACAGUGGCCCCGGCGGCAGUCGAGACCGCGACUACGGAGUCGGAUUCGCCGGUUUCACCGGACGCCGGCAGGGCAGCACCUCGGGCCGGUCGGCGCACAGUGAUGUGAUGCAACACACCCUCGACUCCAUUUUCACCCUGGACCACGUAAGCUCAUUGUCCUGCCGACAAGACGCGUUUGUAGAGGCCUGUCAUGGCAACAAACUGCCGAUAAAUCCAAGCUUUUCAGUAGUCAUGCCAGUAGCUUUGGGCUAUCUAUGCCUGACACACACAUCACAUCUUCUUCUAUCAACCCACAUAAGGACAGGCGCCAUGCUCCUGUCGAGGGGUCAGCACCUCAUUACCAUUUCUGUCGAGGCCUAG